This is a messenger RNA of Prorocentrum cordatum, 885 nucleotides long. The record is from the annotation of a GenBank genome assembly. Lineage: Eukaryota; Dinophyceae; Prorocentrales; Prorocentraceae.
AUGUCCUCCUGCAGUACACGCAGCUCGGGUUCAUGCAGUGCGCGGGCGCUGCACUGGCCACGAAGAGCAUCUUAUCGAAUGUUUCUCGGCGCGUACACAUCCGUCUGCAGGCCACGCCCCAGCUGCGCUGGAUGGUGGUGGCCCUUCCACUCCAGGGCGUUCUCGCUGGAUGGCCUCCGCGCCUACGCCCGGCUGGGCCUGCCCAGCACUGGCGCGGAGUGCUGCGACUGGUGGGCGUGGGAGGCGCUCACGCUGAUGGCCGGCGCACUCAACAACCCAGCGGAGCUGGCCGGGCACGUGGCCGCCACCGCGGCGUCUGAUUGGCUGUUCUUGGCGGUGCGCGGCGCGCCCAAAGCCGCCACGGUGCUCGUGGGCGCGGCCGCCGGCCGCGGCGACGUCGCCGGCGUCCGGUCGGCCACGCGGGCGUGCGCGGCCUGCUGCGCGGCGCUUUGUGGUGCCCUCGCGCUGGGGAUCUGGGGCUCCAGGGCGGGGCUGGUCGCGUGGAUGCUGCCAGGCGACGGCCUGGCUGCGGUGGUCCUGCGGCGGCUGAUUCCCCUGGUGGUGGCCCAGAUGGUGCUCGACGCCGCCAACAGCCUGAUGGACGGCGUCUUCGCGGGUCUCGGCUUGCAAGGGCCAGCGUCGUUGGGCACGCUGGUCUGUUGUUGGGUGGUGCAGCAGCCCCUCGCCUGGCUUCUGGGCUUCCACUGCGGCCUCGGCGUCGUCGGGCUCCGCCAGGCCGCUCUGCUGGCCGCGCUGCUGCAGACCGCCCACAAGCUGGCGCUGCUGCGCCGCAGCAUCGGCGGCUCGGCCCCCGCGGUGGCGCGGGCUGCCGGGGAGCCGCAGCUCCCUGUCGGCGAGUACGCCGCACUCUGUGCAGGAGCUUAG